Molecule: messenger RNA, 3013 nt
Organism: Gopherus flavomarginatus (Mexican gopher tortoise)
Lineage: Eukaryota; Metazoa; Chordata; Testudines; Testudinidae
Product: glioma pathogenesis-related protein 1-like
Exons: 6
Coding region: 191-1006 (271 amino acids)
Cellular component (GO): extracellular region
Source: RefSeq, a predicted model, not a curated record
AAUUUCCUCAUUCUUUUUUGAGGGUUGCUGAAGCUGAUUCAUUUCCUGUUAGCAAUACCCUAUCAAGCAGCUGUAAUUUGAAGAUAAAACUCAGCCUUCCAGCCAAAACACCGUCUGGGGAUCUAAGAGCACCGUAUAUAGCCAAAAUAUUCUGCUUUCAAAGUUGAAAGAUCAGAGAGACUUGAGAAUCAUGAAAAUCACGCUGUCCCUUCCUGUGCUGGUAGUACUGGCUCUCUCAGUUUGCUGCUACUCUUACGAGCCAAAUACUUUACCUGAUACAAGAGACAAACAGUUUAUUGAGGAGUGCGUGACGGCUCAUAACCAUUUUCGGUCCCGGGUGAAUCCAGCAGCUAGCAACAUGCUUCACAUGAGCUGGGACCCAGAUUUGGCAAAGACAGCCAGAGCAUGGGCAAAGACAUGUCAGUUUAAACAUAAUAUCUAUCUCAAGAUACGCGGGAAGGCCCACCCUACCUUUACUUCUGUUGGAGAAAACAUCUGGACUGGCUCUCUUCGCAUGUUUUCUGUGACUGCGGCCCUCACUAGUUGGUACAAUGAGUUCAAAGACUAUGCCUAUGGCACCAAUACUUGCACCAAUGUGUGUGGCCACUACACUCAGGUUGUUUGGGCGACAAGUUACAAAGUUGGCUGCGCUGUUCACUUUUGCCCUACAGUAACAGGGUUUCGUGGAUCUAAUGCAGCACAUUUUAUUUGCAACUAUGGGCCAGCUGGGAAUUAUCCAACAUGGCCAUAUGACAUGGGAGCAGCAUGCAGCAAAUGCAACGGUGAGAAGUGUGUGGAUAAGCUAUGUGAAAAUCCAGAGCGUGAGAAAGUCAUAAGUAACUCUGGGUGGUAUCCGGACUGGGACAGGUAUCCAGACCAGGAUAAAGCCAUGUGUGACCAAUAUUGUAUCACUGUUCUAGCUUUAAGGCCAUUGUUAAUUAUAUUGACUUUUGGAGCUGUUUGGUUUCUACAGAAGCAUUAUCCCCAAGUAUCUAUGAGUGACUAAUACGCAUUUGAAAGAUUGCAGAAACACUUCAGGCUAUUCUACUCCUAUUCCACAUGCAGAUUUCCCCUACUCCAUGGGCAGAUUUAUUAGUGCGGGGAAAUCUAACACAAUGAUCUGUAAAAUGAGGCCUAAUCUAUUAAUGAUGAGUGCAUUUAUCUAUUUUCAAAUCACAUGCAAAAAAAGCCACCCACAACCCUUAAUCCAAGGUAACUAUCUGAAUAUAGGUGAAGGCUAACUGUAAUUCGUUUGGUUAAGAGUUAAGGGCAUGCAUUCAUCCUUCUCUUUUACGUGCUCUGUUAUUUGAGGACCUAAUGUCAUCAAGCUUGUGCAGUUAACAUGUAGCUAAUUGCUGCUGUCCUUACCCAAAGGAGUAGUCCAAUAGAAGUCAAUUGGACUACUUAUGUGAAUAAAUGAAGCAAGAUUUGGCCUGUAACCUUUUGCAUUUGACUCUGUAGGUGUUUAGUUUUUGUUUAAAUGUUUGAGGGGAUGACGAGAAGAGGCACAAGUGUAGUAAGAGGAGGCCCUAAGAUAUAAACCUUGGUAUCAGAGGCCUGAGGCCUAAACUAAAGUAAUGGUCAAGACUUUGCUAACAUAAAGCAAAGUUAAGCUGUGAGCCAGAGGCAGGCCCUCCUCACAGAAGCUGGCAAGGAAAGGGCUGAUGCUGCAAAAAGAUACGUACCUAAAAGGUACUGAACACGAGAUAUCAGAAUGUUCACAUACUUGCACAUUCCACACAGAUAACAAGGAACAGGCUGACCCAUCCCAAUGACAGGACCAAAAGGGUAAUAUGAUGGAUAGAGUUGUUUUGUUCCAACAACAUGUACAAGGUGAGAGGCGUCACCUUACUGCGUAGAGGGGUUAUACCUUGCUACGUAGAGGGGUGCACCUGAAUACAUCAGGAGUGAUGUGUAACUUGUUUGUACCUGCGUAUAAGAAUGCAUCCCUGGGGCAGUGUCUUUGUCCAGCCGAGGGAGCAGUAGAAAGUCCCGCCACUGACUGAGCUGAGUCCAUUGCCAAGUGGCACGUAUUAGUAGUAUGCCUUUUACUAGAGUAACAAUCAUUGUGUCCAGACGGCAAUAAACCUGGCCGACGUGCCUUCGUACCUUACUAGACUCUGUGGUCAUUGGGGGUUCUCUUCGGGUCUGCUGUGUCAGCUAUCUGCAAAAUUGGUGCAGCACACAGAGGGAACACACACACGCAGCCGAGUGAUACCAACAUUGAACAGAGCAGAGCACCACACCAGUAGCAUCUGACAACACUAUCCAUCAUAUUACCCUUUUGGCCCUGUCAUUGGGAUGGGUCAGCCUGUUCCUUGUUAUCUGUGUGGAAUGUGCAAGUAUGUGAAUGUUCUGAUAUCUAGUGUUCAGUACUUUUUAGGUAUGUAUUUUCUUGCGGCAUCAGCCCUUUCCUUGCCAGCUUCUGUGAGGAGGGCCUGCCUCUGGCUCGCAGCUUAACUUUGCUUUAUGUUAGCAAAGUCUUGACCAUUACUUUAGUUUAGGCCUCAGGCCUCUGAUACCAAGGUUUAUAUCUUAGGGCCUCCUCUUACUACAACAAGUUCCUUAGCUAGCAGGCACCGUCAGUCCAGACAAAGGCCAUCUGGUGCCCAUCCACAUCCUCCUGCUCCUCAGUCAUAUGUACAUUUCUUGACAGGCACCAACUAGUGACAGGCGACUAGUGUUCGUUAGUACACUAGUGGGCUGAGCACCACAUAUACCUUCACAUUUAUUGAAAUGUGCAUUCCCUCCCAGAGCAUGCGAAGUGUAAACAUUUGUAACUGUAAAGCUACUGAUUAGAUUUUCUUCACUUAGAUCUUUUGAUUAGAUUGUGAGCUCUUUGAGACAAGGACUGGGUGGAAAGCACCAAGCAUGUUGUGGGUACUACCAUAUUAUACCAGAAUAUAAAGAACAAUAGGCUCAUGCUUUUUAGAGUUUAAUGAAGUCUAAAAGCAAGUCAAAUAGAAGAAAAAAGACAUCAAACUUUGCAUAAAGUGAAAUAGGUAACUUUUAA